Messenger RNA from Periconia digitata, 1509 nucleotides. The record is from the annotation of a GenBank genome assembly. NCBI's taxonomy places the organism in Eukaryota, Fungi, Ascomycota, Dothideomycetes, Pleosporales, Periconiaceae.
ACUUCUUCACACCGCCACAUCAACCUCUGGUUACUCCCUGCUAUAUUCAUCAAUCUCUUUUUACGUACCUCAACUACCUUCCUAAACACUUCCUUCGAUUUCACUGGUCCGCCAUCUUCCACUCAACCUAAAAUGAGCACACCACCCACCCACCCUCCAAUCCCUCCGGACCAUUACCAAGGCCACUACACCACCUUAGCCACCCUCGCAGAAUCUCCCACUCUGAGGGAGCGACUAGCUAGUCUACGACCACCCUCGAGCCUGAAAUUCGAGCAACUUUCACGGGACCAGAUCGAAUGUCUAGAUGAACGCAGGAGAGAUGGCGUUGUAUGGGUGAGGCUGGAAGUUGGCUUUUGGCAUCCACCUCCUCGUCCUCAUUCACAACCUCUCCAUCACCCCGAGAAUCGCCAUGCCAGCAGCAGCGAACACGGCUCCGCAGAUACCAACAAGCCCAACGAAACUGGAGACGGUAUCGCUCUCGAGGCAAACACAGAGAGAUUGCCCGUGUACGCCUACAUCGUUCCUUAUACCGCUCGCUCCCCGUACACAAAACUCACGCUCCUCGUUGGAGAUCCAAUCACUUCGCCGCAAUUCAAAGUGGCUCAUCUCCGCGCUACGACUUUGCACUACCCGUUCGAUGGAGUUGUACGUGCGUACCGGGAGUGUCCUGAUACGAUGAUCAGUGCGCUGUGUACGCUUGUGGGGUGGUACUUUUUGAGCGCGGGCGCCGUGGCGGGGUUGAGGACUAGCAAAGAGUUUGGCAGUGUGCUGGAGAGGGUUUUGCGGAGGAUUGAGCGGGUUGAGGAGAAUGAGGGGGAGGAUUCUACUAACGCGGAGGACGAGUUUGGAGAUGGGGGUUAUGAUGGACUUGGAACUAACGGUGUUAGCAGUGCAUUUGGUGAGCAGGAUGAGAGCAGUGACAUUACUCUCUGCGAUGAUACUGAGGACGAGUUCAUCGAGGGAAAUCGAUCGAACACCGACCUCUCGGCACCUAUGUCCCUACAUGCAUCUCUAUUCUCUUCUUCGAACUCAGCAUCCGAACAGCCACAACAACAUAUCCCUUCACCAACCACUUCACGACUGCGUCUUCCACUCCCUCCUCGUCCCCAUCAAACCACGGCCACAACAACCACGACCACGACGGCUACAACAACAGCUACCACUACUACUACUUCCCAAACCACGACGACCACCACAGUAGUAGAAAUAACCUCCACCCCAAUCAACCCCGCCAACAACGCCCUCGAAGCCGAAAACGCCGCUCUCCGCGCACAACUCGCUCAACUCCAAAUCGACCGCGACGAAUGGAAGACGCAGAUGCUCGCCGGCGUCGGCAGGCUAGUCCGAGCGUGGAAGAGGGAGGCGCGGGCUCUGAAGCGAGAGACGCAGGUUUGGAGGGAGGAAUGUGUGAGGUUGUAUAGUACCGCUGCUGCCGCUGCUACAACUACUGCUGGUGACGAGAUUUCCGAUGGUGGCAGUGGUGCGGAAGAAUCAGAGGCAGGUGAAUAG